GUGCAGGGCUUAUAAUAAUCACUCUAUUAUAGUCUACCUUCUAUUUACUUACUAUUAACGCUUUCAGGGAGAGACGCAGAGUAGUCACGUGACUGACGCCCUCUGUGCAGCUUUAUGGUCGUCCUCCUGCAACUUUGUUGCAAUAUGUCAGUCACGUCUGAUUCAUCUCUCCGGGAGGAUUGUUUAUGUUGGGGUCUGCCCAAGGUAUCCUGCGAGCACUCCAGCAUAACUGUGCCCACUUGUUGCCCCGGAGAGGCAUUUCCCACUUUCCUCCGCUGAGGAUGAGGCUGAUUCAAUUCCAGAGCCCAGCGUCUGCAGGUCAGAGGAUCGGAUUAGAGCUGGAGGGAGAAAAGGUCAUUGACCUGACUGCCUUCCAUCCCUCAUUGCCAUGUAGGAUGAGGGAAUUCCUGGAAGGUGGUGAGGAAACCCUGCAGAUAGCUAAGAGGGCCCUGGACUCUGGUCAGCACAUCCUGAGCCGCUCUCAGCUCUCAAUCCUGUCUCCCAUCACCAACCCUGAGAAGGUUAUUUGUGUUGGGAUGAACUAUGUUGACCACUGCCUGGAGCAAAACGUCCCUGUUCCGAAAGAACCCAUCAUCUUCAGCAAGUUCUCCAGCUCCAUCGUCGGUCCAUAUGACUCCAUUGUGCUUCCUGCAGAAAGUCAGGAAGUGGAUUGGGAAGUUGAACUUGCUUUCAUCAUAGGAAAAAGAGGGAAAAAUAUCAAGGAGCAGGACGCAAUGGAGCAUGUGGCUGGAUUUACUGUGGCUCAUGAUGUUAGUGCUCGUGACUGGCAAAUGAAAAAGAAUGGCAAGCAGUGGCUUCUGGGUAAAACAUUUGACACUUUCUGUCCAAUGGGCCCAGCGCUGGUCACAAAAGACUCUAUUUCAGACCCCCACAGCCUCGGAAUCCGCUGUCGUGUGAAUGGAAACCUCGUCCAGGAUAGUAACACAAACCAGAUGGUUUUCAAGACGGAAGCUCUCAUUGCCUGGGUUUCCAAAUUUGUCACUUUAAAUCCAGGAGAUGUAUUUCUUACUGGGACCCCCCCUGGAGUCGGUGUAUUCCAGAAACCACCAGUCUUCCUUAAGGCAGGAGAUGUGGUUGAAUGUGAAAUUGAUGAGCUGGGAGUGAUAAGAAACACUGUGGUGUGAAGAUCUGUACAUUACAAGGGAUGGACACAGCAAUGUAGAACACUCAGGUUUAAUAAUAAGUAAUCACAAAGAAGACACAAUCCUGCGGCGACAGACGUCCACGCACCAGAAGCCUGUGUCAACCCAAUUUCUUUAAAGGGUUUUUUUGUUUUGUUUUUUUAAAUCAACUUGUGCCAGAAAGUUAAACAGAUUUGUAAAUUACUUCUAUUAAAAAAAUCUUAUUCCUGCCAGUACUUAUCUGCUGAA
This is a messenger RNA of Hyla sarda, 1391 nucleotides long. Its product is annotated as fumarylacetoacetate hydrolase domain-containing protein 2. NCBI's taxonomy places the organism in Eukaryota, Metazoa, Chordata, Amphibia, Anura, Hylidae. Bases 186 to 1145 code for a protein of 319 amino acids. Gene Ontology annotation, molecular function: hydro-lyase activity. The transcript is spliced from 8 exons. The record is from RefSeq and is a predicted model, not a curated record.